UACUUUCAGUAACGAAAAUGUUCGAAAACAUGCGUAAACGUUUCGCUCUCUAGAACGACAUGGAUAGAUACGAACUGUUUUGCAAAUCGCGAACGUAGGAAUUAAAAAGUUUGCUUACAAAACCAAAAUAGCGGACGGCUAUUUUGUUGCAGAAUGAAAUUACUAUAUAUGUGAUUUUAAACUGCAACAGCAUUGAUCUACAUUGUUGUCAUCGAUAACUACACCAAAAUAUGCUUUAAAAUGAAAAAGUAUACGUUAUUUCAAAAUUUAUAAACACAAUCAAAUUUGAACCGAUGGGGACCGCCUCUUUAAACGUUCACGGCGAUCUGUAUGGUUCGAAAAGCUCUGAAUGUGAAACAAACGGUUAUUGGCGAAUGUUCGGACUUUGACAUGAUGCGACUUUCAGUGUGAUUUGCGUCCGUCCCUUUGGUAGGUACUAGUGAAACAAUAUGCCAGUUGCGCAGUUAUAAAACCGUUGAAACACAGUGCAGUAAGCGAGUUGGUUUUGAUUGUGUUAAAUAUAGGAAUAGUUCCAAUGCAGCCUAUGGAUUGAUAGUUACAGGAGAUGAUGCCAAUGAUUCACCAUUAGAGGACAUGAUGUAACGGUGGCCCAGAACUCUGCUCAACAUCGUACAUGUAGUAGUACCUACAUUCUGACAUGCUCACAAACAACAAAACAUACCAAGUUGCACGAGCUGCACAGAGAGUACGUUUGGCUGCAAGUGGUGCCAUGUUGCGGGGACUGCGUGUCAGUGAUGCAGCACCAGCCUGCCCGGAUCAGACUACAGCUGCAGUUCAAUCCCCUGUCAAGUGUUCUCAAUUUGAGACUACCUCCUAUGACAUUGACGUGGUUGUACAUUCCGGCCAGAAUAAGAGCAUCUGUGUACGUGUGGUGGGCAUUCAGCCAGACCAGAUGGACAAUGUCCUCUGCCUGUUCACGUACAGCUGGGAAGUGAAGUACUCCACAUGGAAAAUCCCGUCCUCCAACCUAGAGUGUGAGGCUCUCCAGUUUGAGUUCUCUGACGUCACGUUGCCCAUAGUAACCGCUCAGUUCACCAUGACGAGUGGGAAGAACAGCGUUCCAUUGGAUAAUCCACAAAAUAUCAAAGUCCGCAUCUACAAGUGUGGUACCAUGGUAACCAACUGCGGUCAGUGCCUUAGUAUGGACCCGGAAUACGAGUGUGGCUGGUGUGUGGGUGCAUGCCCCAUAUGCUCCCUGCAGACUCUCUGCCCUGCGUCUGACUGGCUCGACCGCUCAGCUGUCUGUCCCAAACCUCAGAUACUCGGGAGUCAUUGAGUGGCUGGAUGUUUCCUUUGAGGACGAGGUAGUAACAACGGCACAACAUGAUCCGAAGCGCACAGUCGACAUGGUAAUGCACAUUAUUAUGAUAUAAUUAAAUUCACGACAA
Dreissena polymorpha is the source of this 1409-nucleotide messenger RNA. RefSeq names its product plexin-A1-like. The transcript is spliced from 7 exons. Gene Ontology annotation, cellular component: semaphorin receptor complex. Gene Ontology annotation, molecular function: semaphorin receptor activity. The record is from RefSeq and is a predicted model, not a curated record. Gene Ontology annotation, biological process: motor neuron axon guidance; semaphorin-plexin signaling pathway involved in axon guidance; regulation of cell shape. Lineage: Eukaryota; Metazoa; Mollusca; Bivalvia; Myida; Dreissenidae. The coding region runs from base 659 to 1297 and encodes 212 amino acids.